CCUCUGAGUCAGGAAAUAGCGUCAUAGCCAGACAAUAAACACUGACUUAAUCAAGAUAGAAGCUGUUUAACGUAGAUAAACACAGUGUAAAAGUAGCUGAACAGUAAUCAGCAACAAGUGAUCAUUCAGAAUCUUUGUGUCAGAGGCAGAGGAACAGUUUGCAUUUGAGUGAACUCACCAGUUAUGGAUUCCAACAGACAAGGAAUUAUUUCUUUCUUACUUCUUGUUCAAGGUAGUCUUCUUCUUCAGCCAUCCCAGGCCUUUAAUGUUGAUGUGUUGGAUGCCAGAAGGUUGUCAGGCCCUUCAGAUGUUCAGUUUGGCACCUCCAUUCAACAGUACUCCAACUCUGAUGGGCAAUGGUUGCUGGUCGGGUCACCAUGGAGUGGUUCUCCUGACAAUCGCACAGGAGAUGUAUACAAAUGUCCUAUCAAUAGUGACAGUGCAACUUGCGAGAAACUCAACUUGGGAAAUAUAAUGACUAUUCCAAAUGUGACUGAGGACAAACAGGACAUGAAUGCUGGUUCCACACUGAUCAGAAAUGACAAAACUGGUGGAUUUUUGACUUGUGCUCCAUUAUGGGCACAGAAGUGUGGCACCAUGAAUUAUCCAAGAGGGUUGUGUGCAGAUAUAACUUCAAAUUUCAAAAUAUCAAACGCCUUUUCACCAGCUGUUCAACGUUGUGGAUCCUACAUGGAUCUUGUGAUAGUACUGGAUGGAUCCAACAGUAUCUGGCCUUGGGGACCAGUCCAAGAUUUCCUGAAAAAAUUAACAGGAAGUUUAGACAUUGGCCCUAAAAAAACACAGGUAUCUGUUGUACAAUAUGGUGAAGAUGCGAGAUUUGAAUUCAAGCUGAACACUUUCAAAACAACGGCUGAAGCUGAACAGUUUGCUGAAAACAUCAAACAAAAGCAAGGAAAAGAAACAAACACAGCUCAGGGAAUCAACUUUACAAGGGAAAAUGCAUUCUUACCUCAAAAUGGUGGAAGACCAAAAGCGACAAAGGUAAUGGUUGUUGUAACUGAUGGCGAAUCUCACGACAAGGCCAAGUUGCCAGAAGUAAUUCUUGAAUGUGAGAAAGAACACAUUGUUCGAUUUGGGAUUGCUGUUCUUGGAUAUUACAACAGAGAACAAAUAAACCCAGAAAACUUAAUCAAGGAAAUCAAGUCCAUUGCAAGUGAUCCAAAAGAGAAGCAUUUUUUUAAUGUAUCCUCGGAAGCUGCUUUAAUAGAAAUAGCUAGUACUCUCAAAGAACGUAUCAUUGGUAUUGAAGGGACAAGCAAUAAAAAUGAAGAUAACUUCCUACUGGAAAUGGCACAAGUUGGAUUCAGUGCACACUUUGUACCCAACCAGGAUGUGCUGAUGUUGGGAGCUGUAGGAGCUUAUGACUGGACAGGCACAACAGUCCAUAAAUCAUCUGACAAAAUUACUAUAUUUGAAAAGAAGGUUUUUCAAGAUAUUCUGCAAGAUAGAAACGACAGUUCAUACUUAGGUUACUCAGUGACAUCCUUGAUUACAAAUUACUCUGUGCUCUAUGUUGCUGGAGCACCACGUUUCCAACACACAGGACAAGUAGUUGUAUACACAGUCGGAUCAAAUGAUGAAGUGACAAUUAAGCAGACUGCAAAAGGAGAACAGCUUGGGUCCUAUUUUGGAAGUGUAUUGUGCUCUAUCGAUGUUAACAAAGAUUUGUUUACGGACGUACUAUUGGUUGGGUCACCUAUGUUUAUGGGUCAACACAAAAAUGAAGAAGGAAGAGUGUAUGUAUUUUCUGUCAAUCAGCAAGGUAGCCUGGAAAAGCGAGGCAUCUUAGAAGGGCCAGUUGAUGGUAAGAACACUCGAUUUGGAGCUGCUAUAGCUGCUGUUGCUGACAUCAAUCUGGAUGGCUACAAUGACGUUGCAGUUGGAGCCCCUGUAGAAGAUGAACAACAUGGAGUCGUAUACAUUUUUAACGGAGACCAAACAUCGAUCCUGUCAAAACAUACACAAAGAAUACAAGCCUCAAAGAUCAGCCGUCAAUUGCAAUAUUUUGGAUUAUCCAUUGAUGGGCAGAAGGAUUUGAAUGGUGAUACCAUCACAGACUUGUCAAUUGGAUCCAUUGGAAAUGUUGUGCAACUCUGGUCACGAAGCAUUGCAACUGUAAGGUUUACAGUGGUGUUUGAGCCAACCAAAUUGUCAAUUUUAAACAAAACUUGUCAGAUCAAUGGAAACCAGCUAAUUUGUGGCAAAGUCAAAAUAUGUUUCCAAGCAACAAUCAAACCAGAAAACUCAGUAUCAUCAAUCAAUAUUACGUACAAUGCAACGUUUGAUAUGAGUCUCAAGUCAUCUCAUGCUACUUCACGAGCAUUGUUUCAAGCAAACCAUAUGCGGGAAAUACAAAAUGACAUUUCAGUUGAUACACUGGAAAAAUGCAACACAUUUUACUUUUAUGUCAAUGAAAAAAUUGAUAUUGUGAACCCACUUAGUCUACGUUUAGACUUUGCUCCCAAAAAUACUGAAGUUGGUCCUAGCCUUGAUGCCUACACAACAAGGUCCAAGGAGUUUUUUAUUCCAUUUUCCAAAGACUGUGGUGAUGAUGAAGAAUGCAUAACAGACCUCACUAUUAAGGUUCACUCAAAUAUUCCAAAUAACAGUAACUACAUUGUUAGCAGCAAGAAACAGCAGAUGACAAUUAACGUAGAGACAGAGAACAAGAAGGAAAACGCAUUUAAUGCUAAAGUGAUAGUUCAUUUUUCUGAUAACAUCUUUUUUGCAUCAGCACCGAACACUGAGUGUAGUGAAGUAAACUCAACCUCAGUAUCCUGUGACAUUGGGAGUCCAUUUUUAAAAGGGGGAGAUAAGAUCUCUUUUGACAUCUACUUUGAUUUUAAUGUCAACAAGCCACAGAAAGAUACAUAUGUGAAAUUCCAUGCUAAAAGUGGAAGCAAUGAAAACCCAGAAACUGAAUUUGACAAUGAGGCAAACGUUAUCUUUACUGUGCAGUAUGAUAGUGAAAUUGUCUUCUCAGGAAUUAAUAACAAAAAUUUCUAUGAAAUAACUUCUAAAACAUCAGUUAACAAAACAAGACCUCCAUUAGAUCAAAUUAGUCCAGAAAAUGUUAUUACACUCACAGUCAAUACUGGACACUUCCCCAUACAGACUGCCUAUGUCAUGGUUGAAAUACCAGUAUCUACAAAAAAGAACAAUCGACUUUUAUACCUUACUGAUAUAAACCACAGCAACAAUAUCAUUUGUGAUGCAAAACUUGAUACUCUGGACAUCGCCGAUUAUCAUUCCACAACUUUUAAGACGGAGAGCUUCAGCAGUUUCAACGAUUUGAAUUGUGAAAAUGUCAAUUGUGAGAAAUUUUUAUGCAUUAUGAACAAUCUCAAAAUGAACAACCAAUACACAAUCAAAAUUGCUAUGAGGAUUUGGCUGAAGACAUUUAUAAAUGCUGACUUUCAAAGAAUAACACUAACUCCAUCAGCACAGAUUGAAACAAGGAAUCCAUUGUUCAUCAUCAAUGCCAAUAACGUGACAAUGCCAGUUGAAAUAUCAAAACCAAUGAAGAAAGAAGUUCCCAUCGGAGUGAUUGUGGGGAGUGCGAUAGGAGGACUAGUUGUACUUCUGGCAUUGACUGCUGUCUUGUGGAAACUUGGAUUCUUUAAAAGAAAAUACACCAAACUGCAAAAGGAUGAAGAGGACAAUGAAAACAAUGGUGACCAAGAUGCUGAAGAAGAAGAAUGAAUGAUAUUUGAAUCCACUGUGAAUUUUUACUUGUUCUGUUUAGCACUAUGUUUUUGCAGUGAACAGCUAAAGUAUCUGCUCACAAAAUUAUAUGAACUAUCAAUUCACGAUCGAAAGAGUUUGACAAUAUUAGAAAAAUAUUCAUGUUCCAUGCAUUCGUUGUUUACGUUUUAUGGGAGUGAAAUUUCUACUUUGAAAGGAAAAUAAAAUGCGCUUGUUUUUCUUUGUAAUUGACACACUAAACAAACCAUAGAGGUACAUGGCUUUAAAAUGUGGCAUUUCUAAGAUGGCAAGUUAAUUUGUGCAUUGUCAAUUAUGAAGGAAAAUGGACAAUUUUCCUGGGAAUUUCACCAUUAAUCCUUCAGAUUUUAAAAUAUAAUGUCACUGUUCCAGUUUUACAAAAUACGCUUGAUGUUUUAAGUGGGUGAUACCACGGUGAGUAAUCGACAGUCACUGAAUUUUGUUAUACAAUAUCCAUACUGUAAAAGAGAAAAAUAACAACAUUUACACCUCAAGAUAUUUUAAUUUCUAACUAGGAUCAGCAGCAACAAAUAAAGGGUAACUGUGCUGUGUGGUACUUUACUGACUAUCACUGAGAUACUGAGUACAAAUCUCUGCAUCGCAAAAAGAUUGCACUUUGAGAGUGAAUCUCAGAUAUAUGAUACAUGCAUGCAACACUUGUCCAAGUUUCUAAAGUGGUGGCCCAAGAUUCCUGCCAACAGCACAUUAGAAGUUAUCCCCACUGUCUUCACAUGUACAAUGACCAAGUAUAAAUACUGGAUCUGAUCAAAAACAGUACCAUAACAUGGGCCCAGUAGUUACACACAAUAUGAUACCAAAUUACAAAUAUGGAAAGCUAAUUCCAGAUUUAAACUUGCAUUGCAAUUCAAAGCAUUUAAUGUUGUCAGACUGCAGUGACAUACUAUUAAACUUUACACUUUACACCCACUUCUCUGCACUGUAUCGUAUGUUUUGAUAUUUCAAAUUUGAUCAGAGCAGGAAUUCAUCUGAAAGUUAUGACAUACUCUAAGCUCAAAGUGGGUUUCUAACAACAAUAAUAAAAACCCACUGUGUGAUGGACUUAAUUUAUAAAAGCUAUUGUCAUGGAGGGGUUAUGUUCAAUGGUACUAAUUAUGUAAAUAAAACUUUCCUAAUUUCUUUUGCACAAUAUUUGUUAAGGAUUGUUUUUGUACAAUUUAUCUUUGGGAUUAGGUAGGAAUCAUAAGAAAUUUUUUUGACAAGAAAAAAGAUUUCUCAAGUCUGGUACUGUUUUAAAUAAUGUGAUUAGCAGUUUAUGUUUCAUGUGGAUUAACAUUUCUGCCUCCAAUAUGAGAUUGUAUUUUUUAUUGCUUUUGAACAGUGUAAAAACUGCCAAAAACAAAACCUGCUGAAAAUUAAGUAUAUUGAUCAUUCUGGUAGUUUGAAUCCUUACAUAAAAGUCAGCUAUGGUGCACUGGUGGGGACUUUGCUAUUUGCACUGGUACGUUUUUAUACAUAGAAUUAUUUGAGUUUUCUUGUAUUAAGUUUUCAAUUAAUAUUUAUUGGGUUAUUUUUGCCUCAACUUUACAUUUGUGGCUUUCAUCGUGAAAUGAAAAUCUAAAUGAUUUUCCCAUUAUGCAUUAACUCCUUUUUAUAUAAAUUGCUGUAGCUCCUGUGACUACCAGACUUUAAUAAAAAAAACAA
Molecule: messenger RNA, 5406 nt
Organism: Hemiscyllium ocellatum (epaulette shark)
Lineage: Eukaryota; Metazoa; Chordata; Chondrichthyes; Orectolobiformes; Hemiscylliidae
Gene: itga2.2
Product: integrin, alpha 2 (CD49B, alpha 2 subunit of VLA-2 receptor), tandem duplicate 2
Exons: 30
Coding region: 184-3723 (1179 amino acids)
Biological process (GO): cell adhesion mediated by integrin; integrin-mediated signaling pathway; cell-matrix adhesion
Cellular component (GO): external side of plasma membrane; integrin complex
Molecular function (GO): integrin binding
Source: RefSeq, a predicted model, not a curated record